AUGGAGAGUCUCAAGAAGCUUUUGUUGGUUGCAUUAAUAGCAACUUCUGCCAUUCACCUUGUUCAAGCUCAAAAUCAAGACGGAUUUAUCAGUGUAGACUGCGGAUUAUCUCCUAAUGAGGUCUCUCCUUAUAUUGAGCCGUUUACUGGACUACAGUUCACAACGGAUUCAAAUUUCAUUGAAACCGGAAAACUUGGUAGAAUUCAGGCAAGCCUAGAGCCGAAGUACCGAAAGUCGCAAACGACGUUGAGAUAUUUUCCUGAUGGAAUACGCAACUGUUACAAUCUUACAGUGACACAAGGAACCAACUAUUUAAUCAGAGCUAGAGCAAUAUAUGGGAAUUAUGAUGGUCUUAACAUUUAUCCUAAAUUUGACUUGUACAUAGGCCCUAAUUUUUGGGUAACAAUAGACUUAGGAAAGUAUGUAAAUGGUACAUGGGAGGAGAUCAUCUACAUACCAAAAUCUAAUAUGUUGGACGUGUGUCUUGUCAAGACAGGGCCGUCCACACCAUUGAUAUCAUCCUUGGUGUUAAGGCCUCUUGCAAAUGCUACUUACAUCACUCAAUCUGGUUGGUUGAAGACUUAUGUUCGGGUUUAUCUAAGCGACUCAAAUGACGUCAUACGAUAUCCGGAUGAUGUCUAUGAUCGUAUAUGGGGUUCAUACUUUGAGCCGGAGUGGAAGAAGAUUUCCACUACACUUGGAGUGAACAGUUCUAGUGGAUUUCUGCCUCCACUAAAGGCACUCAUGACUGCCGCCUCUCCUGCCAAUGCUAGUGCACCAUUGGCUAUUCCCGGAGUACUAGAUUUCCCAAGUGAUAAACUAUACUUGUUCCUCCACUUCUCUGAGAUUCAAGUCUUAAAGGCCAACGAAACUAGAGAGUUCGAAAUUUUUUGGAAUAAAAAGCUUGUUUACAAUGCUUAUAGUCCUGUAUAUCUACAGACCAAGACUAUACGCAACCCAUCUCCAGUUACUUGUGAAAGAGGAGAAUGCAUACUAGAGAUGAUCAAAACUGAGAGGUCAACUCUCCCGCCUUUGCUUAACGCCGUUGAAGUUUUCACAGUGGUUGAAUUUCCUCAGCCGGAAACAGAUGCUAGUGAUGUGGUGGCUAUAAAAAACAUCAAGGCCAUCUAUGGAUUGACUCGAGUCACAUGGCAAGGAGAUCCAUGUGUUCCUCAACAAUUUUUGUGGAACGGUUUAAAUUGCAACAGCAUGGAGACGUCUACACCUCCAAGAAUCACUUCCUUGGACUUGUCUUCAAGCGGGUUAACCGGAAGCAUAUCAGUUGUUAUUCAAAAUCUUACCCAUCUAGAAAAGUUGGAUUUGUCAAAUAACAACUUGACUGGGGAAGUUCCCGAUUUUCUAGCAAACAUGAAAUUUCUUGUGUUCAUAAACUUAAGCAAGAACAAUCUGAAUGGUUCGAUUCCUAAAGCUCUUCGCGAUAGAGAAAAUAAAGGACUUAAGUUAAUUGUCGACAAAAAUGUGGACAACUGCUCAUCUGGUUCAUGCACCCAAAAAAAGAAAUUCCCAUUGCUUAUUGUUGCAUUAACUGUUUCGUUGAUCCUAGUCAGUACAGUGGUUAUAGACAUGACAAAUAACUUCCAAAGAGCUCUAGGAGAAGGAGGGUUUGGUGUCGUUUAUCAUGGUUAUUUGAAUGGUUCAGAGCAAGUAGCUGUCAAAUUACUUUCGCAAUCAUCAGUACAAGGCUAUAAAGAAUUCAAGGCAGAGGUUGAACUUCUUCUAAGGGUUCACCAUAUAAAUUUGGUAAGCCUUGUUGGGUAUUGCGAUGAUCGCAAUCACUUGGCUCUCGUCUACGAAUACAUGUCCAAUGGAGACUUAAAACAUCAUUUGUCAGGAAGAAACAAUGGUUUUGUUUUGAGUUGGAGUACUCGACUACAAAUAGCUGUCGAUGCUGCACUAGGAUUGGAAUACUUACAUAUUGGAUGCCGACCAUCGAUGGUGCAUAGAGAUGUCAAAAGUACGAAUAUACUGUUGGGUGAGCAGUUCACAGCCAAGAUGGCUGAUUUUGGGCUUUCAAGGUCUUUCCAAAUUGGUGAUGAAAAUCAUAUUUCUACGGUUGUUGCUGGUACUCCUGGAUAUCUUGAUCCCGAAUACUACAGAACAAGUCGGUUGGCUGAGAAGAGCGAUAUCUACAGUUUUGGGAUUGUGUUAUUGGAAAUGAUCACAAGCCAACAUGCGAUUGAUCGAACCCGCGUGAAACAUCACAUAACAGACUGGGUGGUGUCUUUGAUUAGCAGAGGAGAUAUCACACGGAUCAUUGAUCCCAAUCUUCAGGGCAAUUAUAAUUCUCGCUCUGUCUGGAGAGCUCUUGAAUUGGCUAUGUCAUGUGCAAACCCUACAUCAGAAAAACGACCAAACAUGUCACAAGUUGUUAUCGAUCUGAAAGAAUGUCUUGCUACUGAAAAUUCAACGAGAAGUGAGAAAGACAUGAGUUCUCAUAGUUCUGAUCUUGAUCGUAGCAUGAACUUUUACACCGACAUGGUUCCUAGAGCUAGGUAG
This is a messenger RNA of Arabidopsis thaliana (thale cress), 2517 nucleotides long. RefSeq names its product Leucine-rich repeat protein kinase family protein. The record is from RefSeq and is marked reviewed. The transcript is spliced from 13 exons. Gene Ontology annotation, molecular function: transferase activity; nucleotide binding; ATP binding. The coding region runs from base 1 to 2517 and encodes 838 amino acids. Gene Ontology annotation, cellular component: membrane. Lineage: Eukaryota; Viridiplantae; Streptophyta; Magnoliopsida; Brassicales; Brassicaceae.